This is a messenger RNA of Corylus avellana, 2012 nucleotides long. Lineage: Eukaryota; Viridiplantae; Streptophyta; Magnoliopsida; Fagales; Betulaceae. The record is from RefSeq and is a predicted model, not a curated record.
GUGUUGCUGUCGUGGUUAGGGAUUCAGAUUGUUAUGAAGGAUUUGCCGCCUUAGGUUUUCUGGGAUUGUUCACCUGAGCGAGAGCCAGACAGAGAGAUGGUUAAGAUGGUGAAGAGGAUGGUGGAGGAGAGGAGAGGACGGCUAGGGUUUGUCGAAGAAAAACAACAUCGCAAGCGAAGUCGCCCUGUUCCUGUCCCCUCGUCGGGUCCUGCUCCUCUGCGGCGAUCCACGCGCCUGAACCCUAACCGUGACGCCGUCAAGAUCCGCAACGACGAUCCCGAGAAGCAAAUGGGAAUUCAUCCAAAAACUUUGCACGAUGAGUAUUUCAACUCUUACUCUGACUCUGAGGAGGAUUGCAUCCCCAACUAUAAGAAGUAUAAAAAUAAUGAGAUGUUGACCAAAGAGGAUUGCGUCCGCUACCACCUAAACCCUGAUGUGUAUGUGGGUCGCCCCUGCCUGGCCCAUUAUUUGUGGUUCGACUCGAUCAUUUGCAGUAAGCGACGAAGAUGAAUACGAAGAUUGCAAACAAUUUUCGCAGCUCGCAAUAGACGAAUACCUCCGUCGCCUCAAGAAUGAAAAUUCACAACUAGAGUUUGUGAAGCUUUUGACAGCAAGGUAUAAGGUUUCCGAUAUAGUCAGGUAUUAUAUAACCUUUGAGGCCAAGGAUAUUGCUGCUGGAGGCCAGACUAAGACCUAUCAAGCUGUGGUGCGUAUACCCUUCAAGUGGGAUGGUGAUGUCUCCGUGUUGUGUUUCAGGGAGUGUGAGCAAGAGCAAGGUUCAGGCAAUAUACGUGGUAAAGAAUGGUGUUGGGAAGUUCACACUGCUGUGAGGGUUAGUAUGUUUAUAUCACUACAUGAAAGCAUGGUUUGAUUUACUGAACUGAUAAUGACAUUCGGUUAUUGUGAGACGAAGUAAUUAUAUAUUUCUUUGAUUAUUGCUUGUUAUCUAUUGUUGUAAUGAUGCACGGCACUUGAAGCCACUGGUAGUGGUACAUGUUAAAACAUCUUUUAACGAUAUUCUGGAUUGCAAUUGUGGACUAAAUCUUCUUUGGUCACAUAAGUAAUCUAAUAUCUUGUUUUCUUGCCUCUCAGUCUCCGUUCUUUGCUACUUAGAUAAGGUAUUAGCUGAAUAAAUCUUGAUUUGUUGAGAUUGGAGUUGGGGGAAGGAUGAUGGAAAACAUAAGGGGGAUUUGGGAAAUAUGAGAGAGGUCAAUAUAGGUCCCUAGCCCUAUGCAUGUGACCAAACAGUUCAAGUGAAUAUAAAGUGUUGCUUUUAAACCAUUGGUAGGCGAAGCGUAGUACACUAGUACUGCUAUUUAAUGUUUGAAGAAAGCAGAGAUGGUAAAUUAGAAUGGUAGUGUUGGAGCAUUUGGUGGUCGGAAAAUUUUGAAAUUAUAGUGUGGAUAAGAACCGGCUCCUAAGCUACACUUUUUAAACCAAACUUUUUUAUUAUGAGCCAACAUGGUUGUAGACUAUGGUUUGAAGAGUAUCAAUAGAAGAACAUGAUGGUUGUGUAAAAGUUUUGAAGAACAUGCUGCUGAGUCUGCUUUUCAUCGUUGGUUUUUUUUUUUUUUUUUUGACAUAUUGUAAAUGUUUCUGCUUAUGAGGACCUGGGCUUUCAAUUGGGUGAGGACCUGGCCUUUGAAUUGGGUAAUUGGGUGUGUAAAAUCUCAUUAUGGGUAAUUGAAAUUUGGCUCUCUGAAAUUUCCUGCCAAAAUAGAAAACCCACCAGUAAUUAUAUUGUGUGGCAAGCUGUGGUUGGCCAAGGAGUGCUAAUAAUUUGGAGUUCAAGGUGGUGCCUAACCUCUUUUCUUUGCGCACAAUUGCAUGCACACAUGUAUAUGGUGAUAAUCUGCACUCCAUGGAUCCAUAUGGAGAUAACACACACAUACACACACACGGCCUUUUGUUUCUUUGAAAAGUGUGACGAAACAAGUGAAAAGGUUAUAAGGCAAUGCAUCUUUUCUUUACAAGAUUCUUUUCACAUUUUGACACUGGCCCAUUGGUUUUUU